Hemiscyllium ocellatum (epaulette shark) is the source of this 2885-nucleotide messenger RNA. It is a transcript of the gene ntn4, whose product is annotated as netrin 4. Gene Ontology annotation, cellular component: laminin trimer. Gene Ontology annotation, biological process: cell migration; basement membrane assembly; substrate adhesion-dependent cell spreading. The coding region runs from base 127 to 2028 and encodes 633 amino acids. Gene Ontology annotation, molecular function: protein binding. The record is from RefSeq and is a predicted model, not a curated record. Lineage: Eukaryota; Metazoa; Chordata; Chondrichthyes; Orectolobiformes; Hemiscylliidae. The transcript is spliced from 10 exons.
AGCGGGAGGACAGGCUGCUCAGGGAGAUGUAGGAGCCGGGGAGAGGAGAGCGCUAUCCGGGAGCAGGGAGCCGGCUCCUCGGGACUGAUCCCGGGGCUGUCGGCAGCGACUGAGCGAGGGACGGAGAUGAGCGUGUUGCUGGCCGCCGGUGUACUCCUGGCCCUGGGCUGGCUGUCCCGGGCAGCCGGGUUGGUGGAUGUGCCAGGGGUGAGGAGGCACUGUGAGUCCGGUGCCUGUAAUCCUCACCUGGGAAACCUGGCAGCAGCCAGGCAGCUCCAAACCAGCACCACCUGUGGAGUAAACAGCACUCAGCUCUUCUGCUCACACUUGGGAAGGGGCUGCUCAGAGGCAUUGACAUGUGGGAAAUGUAGUGGGAGUUCUAGCCUGCAUUCCCACCCAGCGGUGGCGAUGACCGAUUCAUCAUUCCAGCUCCCGCAGACCUGGUGGCAAUCCAGCCCGGGGAGUUACAGAGAGACCAUCCAGCUGGAUCUGGACACUUACUUCUACUUCACCCACCUCAUCAUGAUCUUUAAAUCUCCCAGACCCGCUGCCAUGGUUCUGGAACGUUCCCAAGACUUCGGCUCCACCUGGAAACCCUACAAAUAUUUUGCCACAAACUGCAGUGAGACCUUUGGACUGCCUGAUGACCUGAACCAGAUCGGGGCAAUUUGUACUUCCAGAUAUUCAAAUCCAUUCCCUUGUAACAGAGGAGAGGUUAUAUUCCGUGUUCUCUCCCAUCCGCACUCUGUGGAAGACCCUUACAGCGUACAAGCCCAGGAGCUGUUGAAAGUCACCAAUAUCCGAGUGCGUCUUCUCAAACGGCAGUCGUGCCCCUGUCCAAGCCUGGCAGCCAGCCUCAAACCCCAGCGGUUUGCACACUACGCAAUCUAUGACUUUAUCGCAAUGGGGAGCUGCUUCUGUAAUGGCCACGCUGAGGAGUGUGGGCCCACCGAGAGUUUCAGGCCAGCAAGGGGCAACUUUCAGACAGUGGUCCAUGGGAAGUGUAUCUGUCAACACAACACCAUGGGGGAGCACUGUGAACGGUGCAGGCCUUUGUACAAUGACCGACCAUGGAGACCAGCAGAUGGCAAGAGGGGAACUGCGAAUCCAUGCCGGAAAUGCACAUGCAACAACCAUGCAAACAGCUGCCAUUUUGACCUCAAGGUGUGGUUGGCAUCAGGUAAUCAUAGUGGUGGAGUGUGUGACAACUGUAGGCACAACACCGAGGGACAGCACUGCCAACUGUGCCAGACUGGCUUCUACAGAAACAUCAGAGUCCCCCUGUCUGCUCCAGAUACCUGCCUAGCCUGCUCAUGCCACCCUGUUGGCUCUGCCAUGUUACCUUCACAGCCCCGUGCCCCCUGUGAACCUGUGACUGGUGACUGUUUGUGUAAACCUGGUGUGACUGGGCCCCAGUGUGACAGGUGUAUGCUGGGAUACUGGGGCCUUGGAGAAUAUGGCUGCCGACCAUGUGACUGCCCUGAAAGCUGUGAUCCUUACACUGGGGACUGUACCAGCAGUGCUGUCGAUGUAAACUGGUACCAGCAGCCUGCAGACGCAGCUCCCAACCAGGGCCUCUUGUCCACUCUCACUGAGAGAGAUCUCACUUGGAACUGGGAAGAUGAACAAGGUUUUUCUGCUCUUAGACACUCAGGGAAGUGUGAGUGCAGGAAGCAAAUCCUAGGAAAUCCCAAAGUGUUCUGCAACAUGAAGUAUACGUUUGUCCUGAAAGUAAAGAUUCUCUCAGCUCAUGACAAAGGGUCACAUGCAGAGGUCGUCGUGAAGAUCAAGAAAGUGUUGAAACUGACAAAGUUGAAGAUUCACCGGGGCAAAAGAGUCCUGUACCUAGAAUCAUGGACAAACCGAGGCUGCACAUGCCCAAUUCUGAAUCCUGGUACAGAAUAUCUAAUCGCAGGGCAUGAGGACAUUCAGAGAGGCUAUCUAAUAGUCAACAUGAAGACCUUUGUGCAGGCUUGGAAACCCGAUGUCGGCAGGAGGAUAGCCCACAUCUUGAGAACAAAGUGCUAGAGGUGCCUAGUGUUUGAGAGCAGCGUAAUGUUUCCCGAUUGUAUCGAGCAGGUCUCUGUCCUAAGGGAAUCUGUCAGCCACACGAUCAUUGCGUUAAAGCCCUCAAACACAGUGGAUCUAAACUGGUCUGGGAUUCUUUUCUUUCUAAAAAAAAUCUUUUUGCUUUUUUUGUAUGUAAUAACGCACUUUAUUAGCUGACGGGUCAUGACAGGGGAGAGAUUAUUUGAAAUGUAACUCGAAAGGUGAAUGCAUUAAGGUGACAGGAGACUUAGUAGCAAUACUCCAGCUGUGAACCCCUUGCCACUUUCACCUCUCCUCCCCCUUACACACACACUCACACGCCCACAUACACAGAUAUAAAUACAAAGACACACUCUCGCACACACAUACUCAGAUACCUGCAUACAGUCUCUCACAGACACACACACACACAGACUGACGCACAGACACUCUGUAACACUGACAUGGAUUUUGAAUCAGGGGGAUGUCGCUUUGGCAGGGGUUUUGUGUGUUUACAAGCCACUGAACUAAACUUAUUGCAACAUUGUGACCUGGUAGUUGGCAUCUUUCAUAUUGGUAUGAAGGACCAAUCCCAUACACCGAGCAAGAAGCUGGACCCUUCAAACAGUUCAACAGUAUAUUUGUCAUUCUGAUUUGGAGUCUCCCUUCACCACUGGUCUUGGUGUCUAACAUUAAAGAUUUUCUGCAGAAGAAUGAUAGUUUUAUGUAGAUGUAAACCUUAUGCACUGGACAUAAAAGGGAAAAUUGCAGUGUUAUGUGUUGAUGUGUAGAUUUUAAACGAUAAAAUAUAGAAAUGUGUAUGCACUUAGCAGUCCAAUGGAUUUGCAAAAAUAUUU